CCCCCCGCGGCCAAUGGGCACGGAGCGUCUUAUGAAUAUGCGAUGAGGCCGGGGCCGCGGCCCGUGUCCUGCGGGCCGGGCGGGCGGCUGUUGGCGGCGGGGCGCAGGCCGCGGGCCGCAAGAUGGCGACCGCCAUGUACCUGGAGCACUACCUGGACAGCAUCGAGAACCUGCCCUGCGAGCUGCAGCGGAACUUCCAGCUGAUGCGGGAACUAGACCAGAGGACUGAAGAUAAGAAAGCCGAAAUUGACCGCCUGGCCGCAGAGUACAUUGAGUCGGUGAAGAACAUGUUACCCGAGGAGCGGGUGGAACACCUGAAGAAAAUCCAGAGCGCCUACAGUAAAUGUAAAGAGUACAGUGACGAUAAGGUGCAGCUGGCCAUGCAGACGUACGAGAUGGUGGAUAAGCAUAUCCGCCGGCUGGAUGCGGACUUGGCGCGGUUUGAAGCGGAUCUGAAAGAUAAACUGGAGGGCAGUGACUUUGAAAGCUCUGGAUCACGAAACCUGAAAAAGGGACGAAGUCAGAAAGACAAAAGAAGCUCUCGUGGUCGAGGCAAGCGGACGUCUGAAGAAGAUACACCAAAGAAAAAGAAGCUGAAAGGAGGCUCCGAGUUUGCUGACAGCAUCCUGUCGGUGCAUCCCUCAGAUGUCCUGGACAUGCCGGUGGACCCCAACGAACCCACCUACUGCUUGUGUCACCAGGUGUCCUAUGGGGAGAUGAUCGGCUGCGACAACCCAGAUUGCCCGAUUGAAUGGUUCCACUUUGCUUGUGUGGACCUCACCACCAAACCAAAAGGGAAAUGGUUUUGUCCGCGUUGUGUUCAGGAAAAAAAGAAAAGUAAGAAGUAAAGGGCAAUACCUCCUCUGAGGCAAGAAGAGUUUUAAUAUAUUCCUUCCUUCAUGUUGCAAUAUCAUCUUUGAUUUUGGUUGUGAUUUUAAGACCUGCCCUCCUCCUGUUUCUGAUACGCUAUUUAAUUGUCCAGCGGCCAGUUGUAAUUCCUGUUCUUUUGUAAAAAAAAUGACUUUGGGAAGGGAGGAAUUUGCCCCAGGGAUUUUAUUUAUGUUACUCUUGCACAGCACUGAAAUCAGUGUUACUCUGAAGUGCUAGAACAGCCAGUAGCUGUAAUCUGCUAGUUCUUAGGAGUCUGUUAAACCCUGUGAGGCACUGCAGGAAAAUGAGAUACCCAUGUCUUCAGUAUGAUGCGUGCCAUGGCUGAAGUCAUUCAGACCUGGAGCUUAGCGUGACAGAAAAAGCAAUUCUCUCUCAUGCAGCCUACAGGAAAGGAUUCUCUCAAUUGUUUUGGUGUGAUGCCCUUUUGUUGUGCAGUUUUGUAGUACAGAGAGGAUCAAGAAAGCUGAUUAGCUGUUUCCAGUGUCUGUUUCCUCAAAGCCAAAUUCUGUGCUUAGUUUUGACAGGAUGGGAAUAGGAGAGAGAGAAGAUGAUAUCUUCUCUUUUGGGGAAUUUCUUCUGUCCAACUUUGCACUGCCAUUCUUUUACUUGAUUUUGCUCAGAUCCAUGUUACAGCCUUGACAGAAGCAAACUGUGUGGCUUUUAACCUCCUUCUGUGAAAGGCUCGUCUCUUCUGGAACAAAACCUUUAAAUAUCGAAGGAGUUGUCCUGCAGUGUUUCUUGUUGACAGUAAUACCGAGAGGGCAAGUUACCUUUCCUGUCAGUUUUUGUUUCUUUGAAAAUCCUUUUAAGUGUGUUACUGUGAAGUUGAAACCUAGAGUAUUGUCAUAGGGGGUCCGAUUUAUUCAUACAGUGAGAUGAAGGCCUGAUUUCUGUUAUAUCUGUAUGCCUGUCUUGCACCUCGGGAAAUCGAGAUAAGAAGCUUUAAGGGAAGAUUCUCUUAGGACAAUGUGUAUGUGCCAGUGAUGAUGCAGCAAAGCUGAAAGGCAGCUGUGUGGUAGUGUGGUGGGAGUCUGGUUCUUGGGUAGCUUUUGCUACGAAGUAGUGCCAUUAAAGAAGGCAGUGCAGCAGGAAUGUUUUUAAAUUACUGCUUGUCUUUUUCUAGGGGGCAAGUUUGCCUGUUCUUGACUUCUUUAAGCUGCCUUUCAGAUCUUGAAUGUGAAUGCGUGCUAUCAUCAUGGUGUCAGUUGCUGCAGCAAGGGGAUGAGAAGGAAAUAAUAAGUAGGAAAACAAAACUCUGUGUUUUGUUGGUUUCUUUUUCUCCUUCCUCUGAGUUGAUAGUGAAUGCAGAAGUCGAGGGAAGAACAGAUAACUAUUGUCUUUAGGUAUCUCCUGUAUUACGGGGCUUAACUGCCUACCAAAGAGAUGUGGUUAAAGGUUGUUCUGCCAGGGGAGAGAGAAAACAAAGCAAAAAACCCCUGCAGCAGUACAGAGCAGGGUUCGUGAACUCUGUUGGCAGUGGCCUGUGAUGGCUGUUAAUGGCAGCUCUGUGCAGGGCUGCGCAUUGCUCUGCAUACCAGUGUGCAGAGCUCUUGAUACAGGCUGUUGGAAAGGCUUCCAGAUAAGCCCUUUCUUCUGCUUUAAAAACAACCUGAAUAAACAGUACAGAAGGGAAGAAAAAACAAAAUAAAACAAAUCUAGUCCAACUUUGGCACCAGCUUCCAAAAGAAAAAAAAAAAUUUCUUGUCUUGCCCUGGCCCUCUUAUUUGUGUUUUGCAAUGAAGGAAAGUAGAACUUAGCUCAUGCCAGUUUUGCCUUCCUGCUUUGCUCUGUUGGGUUUUUAGCUGCUGCAGGUACGUUAGGACUGUCGCAAAGAAACCUUUUGGUACUGAGACAGGUUUUCUGUGAACCUUCUGAGUUAUCUGCUGUGCAGAAAACCUGUCUGCAGAGUCCUUUCAUUGGAAGUGUGACAUUGUACGUAUUCACUGCAUUGCAUCACUCUGCAUUGUAUAUGAAGUUUCUGUAGUUCAUGUUUACAGGAUAAUGCGUGUUUGUCAUUGUUGCCAUUGUAAAAGCGCCCCAAAAUGACAUCGACAAGUUAAAAACAGAACGCUGCUGGGAAGGGAGAGGAAAAGCACAAUCUCACAAAUCUGAGCUUAGUGAUACAGCCAGCCUUUUCCUUCUCUCUGCCUCUGUCUUGAGAGUGAAUGUAAUUGUGAUACCUCAUGAGCCCGCCUGUAAUUCAGUACCAGCAGUAAGCCUGUACCUCACUGACCUGCUACACUGGAUUCCUUGUAAGGGUGACUGUCCUGAAGGCUAUGAUGCUGUCACAGGUUUUGUUUUCUCCUUCCGUCCAAUGCUAUUGUAAACGUUUUUCCCGUGUCUCCCAAGGCUUUAACAGUCAUGGUAUCACCAUAAAUCAAGCACUGGAUUGGAAACAAAUCCAAAAUUAUUGUACCUCUUCAGAGACCUUGCUGGAAAUGUGCAGGUAUGGAAAUGCACAGCUAUGGACAGAUCAGUGCAAAGCUGACUGCCCUACCCUUGGGAAUGGUGGUCAGGUGGGGCAGCUAAGUAUCUGCUUUCUCCAGCUCAGAAGAGCAGAUGUUUUCCAUUUUUACCAGCAAAGCAAAAAAAAAAAAAAAAAAAAAGUUCUAGAAGAUGGCAUCAAUGCUCAAAAGGAAAGAAGCUUCUUCAGCAGGAGCCAGGAUCGGCGCCCAGGGCAGACCUGGCUGCUCCGUACGGCGUAACACCACGAAUGUGUCCUCAAAACCCACACCAGCAAUAAGCCCAGCCUGCCCCUGGGCUGGGGGACCCGCAGCCUUCACUUCGUGAAAGAGUUUAAAUCUUUCUCUCGAAUUUUGAAUGUACAGUGUUAAAUGCGCUCUUAUGGAGAAGGAUGGACAAACAGACUGAUGCGGAGGGGAAUGUUCCACUGACAGUUGUCAAAGCACCGAAGUGCUCGGUGGUGUUCAGCUUUACUACAGCUCAGCCAAACUGGAGGUGAAACGACGUUAACCUGACAGCUCUAUUUUCUAAAGGAAUUAGAUCUAUGUUCCCUUUGUAAAUGGAAGAGAAUAUAAAUCUUUUUAUGGAAAAAAAAAAAAAGAAGAAGAAUGUAAAGUUAAAAAAAAUGUAUAUCUGUAUUUUUGGAUCACGUUAUAGAUAAUGAAUAUAUUGAUAUAAAUAAAAUAUUUUUGGGAA
Messenger RNA from Numida meleagris (helmeted guineafowl), 4050 nucleotides. RefSeq names its product inhibitor of growth family member 5 (gene ING5). The record is from RefSeq and is a predicted model, not a curated record. The transcript has 8 exons. Gene Ontology annotation, biological process: positive regulation of apoptotic signaling pathway; positive regulation of DNA-templated transcription. Gene Ontology annotation, cellular component: nucleus. Gene Ontology annotation, molecular function: chromatin binding. Bases 123 to 848 code for a protein of 241 amino acids. Lineage: Eukaryota; Metazoa; Chordata; Aves; Galliformes; Numididae.